Messenger RNA from Pelodiscus sinensis (Chinese soft-shelled turtle), 2250 nucleotides. The record is from RefSeq and is a predicted model, not a curated record. Lineage: Eukaryota; Metazoa; Chordata; Testudines; Trionychidae.
GUGUACCACUUCUGGAAAAGACCCUGGGGAUCAGCAAUGGAAUCCUUUCUCUUGAUUGGCUGGUUAAAUAGAGGCCUGUUAGAUUCAGACAGGCUAGAUUGAUUAUACAGCAGCAGAAGGAGCUUAGACUCAGAGCUGAGAGAGCAAGAGAGGGAGAGAAUAUGUACUAUAGAAUCAGUAUGUGACUGCUGGUGCCUGAUAACACUGAUACCUAGCUCCCUCAGUGGACAACUUACUGAGCUGCCUUUUCCUUCACAAGAGGAUGUCAGCCCAAAGCCUGGGCAAGCGAUAGCAGACUGGACCUUGGAAUAGUUCAUUUUACCUAUCUCUUAACAAUCUUCAUCUCUGAAGAAGAGAUUCAUUACUGAAAACAAAAAUUUGCCCUCUCCCCACUAAACCCACACAGCACCGAUGAUCAACACAGUUUAAUCCUCCAGUGAAAAUUUGUGAGCCUUUCCCUCUGAUAUCCUCAUAUGAGAUGCUGAAGAUUGAAUAAUAAACCUUCAUUUCUGAGCUGUGGGCUACUCAUCAAAUAAAAGACGAGGGCAAUAUAUGCAAGAACUGACGAACAACAGAUGAGAACUUAAUUCUUUGGUGAAAUUAAGACACUGAUGUAUUUGAGGUAUAAAAUGGUUGGCUGCAGCAGUCUGUUGUGAAGACCUCGGAACAAAUACCAGAAAUUUCUCCACUCAGUACUUCAUGAUGUAAAUGCAGUGUGACCUUUCCCCAGUGGGCAGUUAAACCAUGGACAUACUAAAAAAAACAUUUUGGAUUGUUUUCCUAAGCCAGGCUUCACCUUCCUUCUUGGGGACCUAUUAAGGGAUUACAUUUGAAAACAACAAAAGAGAGAAGGAAACCUUCAACUGGAAAGUUAUCCUACAAUGAGAAUUAUGAGCACAUCUUGUAUCUGCCCAGUCCUAGUUUGUCUCUGUUUUGUGCAGCGGUGUUAUGGAGUAGCUCAUCAUGGCUCCAUUAAGGUGACCAGAAAUCAAACCAAACACAUAGAAGGUGAAACAGAAGUUCACCAUCGUCCCAAGCGUGGAUGGGUAUGGAACCAGUUCUUUGUUUUAGAAGAACACCUGGGACCAGAUCCCCAGUAUGUGGGAAAGUUACACUCUAAUUCUGAUAAAGGUGAUGGAUCAGUCAAGUACAUCCUUACUGGUGAAGGGGCUGGAACUAUAUUUAUUAUUGAUGACACUACAGGAGACAUCCAUUCAACUAAAAGCCUAGAUCGAGAACAGAAGACACAUUAUGUGCUGCAUGCUCAGGCUAUUGACAGACGGACGAAUAAGCCUCUUGAGCCUGAAUCUGAGUUCAUUAUCAAAGUACAGGACAUCAAUGACAAUGCACCAAAAUUUAGAGAUGGACCUUACAUUGUUACUGUGCCAGAGAUGUCUGAAAUGGGAACCUCAGUUCUACAAGUAACAGCUACAGAUGCAGAUGACCCUACCUAUGGAAACAGUGCCCGGGUGGUAUACAGUAUCCUUCAGAGACAGCCAUACUUUUCUGUUGACCCUAAAACAGCUUGGACAGCAUACUCUCCCUCCUUCAGCAUCUGCCUGCCUAGCUCAGAUCAGCAGGCUAAAGUGGACAAGGGAAGAAGACGUGUUCUGGAAGCUGAUGGACUGCAUGCACUCCCUUAUGGAGGAGAUGGAGGAGAGUGCCUGGGCCAGAUCACUGCACGCUAGGAGAGAAUAGCUGCCAGGGAGCAUCAGGCAAAGCAGCAGGAGAACACCUUUGCAUCCCUGACUGCAGUGAUAGAGCACCUGGCUUUAUGGCUGGAGAGGGCCUCCUCUCAGAACCCUGGAUGACACUGCCAGUUCCUUCUCCCCCAGCCCUGUUGCUUCCACCCUCAGAGUCCCCAGUGGCUGCUGGGGCCCAAGGACAUGGGGUGGGGGAAGAACUCAAAGGUAUCCACACCCUCCAGGUCCUUGAGAGGCAGAGAACAGUCUCAUUUUUGUUCCUGAGUGCCCCCUCUCCCUUUCCGGUAACUACUUUUUUCCUUUCCCUGCUUUUUUCCCCAAAUAAAAACUCUGGUUCUGGAGGGGAAUUAAAGGGGAAUGCAGGGGCAACUUGUGGAGAGCAAUGUGGAAGAGUCUUAAAAGAGGCCUUGCAUAAAACUGUCCCUUAAGGACUCUCUGAUUUGCACUGACCCUGGCUGUGCUUUCCUUAUCGUGCUGGUGUCCAGCUGCUCAAAGUCUCUGACCAGGCACUCUCCCUCAAUUUCCCACCCUGCUAGAUAAGUUUCCC